This is a messenger RNA of Caenorhabditis remanei, 900 nucleotides long. RefSeq lists its product as uncharacterized. The transcript is spliced from 4 exons. NCBI's taxonomy places the organism in Eukaryota, Metazoa, Nematoda, Chromadorea, Rhabditida, Rhabditidae. The record is from RefSeq and is a predicted model, not a curated record. Bases 1 to 900 code for a protein of 299 amino acids.
AUGAGUAGAAGAGGAAGGACCGCCAGAGGACAAAUCGAUCCACGAUACGCCAGAACUGUUGAAAGAAUCAGAAGCUCCAUGAUCAGAAGAGGUGAAGAGGAUGAGGAGCCCGAUCUUGCCACAUUGACUGAACGGAACAUGCAAAUUGCGGAAGCGUUGGGAGCUCAAAGUUGGAAGGACAGAACUGAGGAGCUGAGAUCUAUGUCGACUUCAGGAGGACGAACCAAGUAUGUCAGAAAGAUACGAUUCACCAGAGAAUGUGGUAACUGCGGUAACAGCACAGCAACUGACGAAAUCCCGGAGGAAGGAAGCUCGACAGGACCGUCACUUGCGCAAGCGGUUUCAGAGUACCUCAGUACAGGCAGACAAGCAAAAAACUUGAGAGUUGACGAAAGUUAUGAACCUGAAGAUGAUUCUGAAGAUGAAGAACACGAGAGAGAAUUGGCCAGAAAAAUGCUCAGUCAACCAACGGUAAACAGGGCGGCUCCUCCAAAACAACAGUUCAAGGAAUUUAUAAAAGGCACAAAAGAAUAUGAGGAGCAGUUGGCUAUCGAGAAGGAAAAACUCAUAAAUGACAUGAAGGAACUCAGACUUCUUCAGCUGAAGCGUGAUGAGGAGGAUAAGAAGAGAAGAGCUGUAGAGGAUCGUAUCAAGGAAGAAAAAGAGAAAAAGCGUCUUGCAGAACGUCAGAAGAUUGUGGAUGCAGCAAUUGCUGAGAGAGAAGCAAGUGGAAACACGGACAUGGACUAUGUCGUAUACGUCUUCGAUGGAAAGGCACACUUCUUGAGAGCUUCUCCAUUGGAAGACUAUCGUCCAGCGGAAAAGGACAGAUGCGUGUUGAAAUAUUGCUCAUAUCACUCGAAUAAAUCAUCUAAGAACUCGUCGGGUAGCAGAUACUAA